AUGGUUUGGAACCUUCAAACUCUUCCUCUCAAGCUUGAAACACCUGUCCCUUCCGACAUAGCGAUUUCGCGCAGUCAAACCCCGAAGAAUAUCGAACAGGUACGCAAUUUACUCUAUUGUUAUUCGAAAGAGAAUAAGAACGGCUUAAAGGCCUCUGUUCUGAAUUCCCUCCCAUUUCUCCCAGUAUCAGCAUGUCAUACUCUGUUCCCAUACGGGUACAAAAUGUUCAUCGCUAUCCUCUUAAUCGACUGUUAUGGUGGUAAUACAGAACGUUAG
Messenger RNA from Haemonchus placei, 276 nucleotides. The record is from the annotation of a GenBank genome assembly. NCBI's taxonomy places the organism in Eukaryota, Metazoa, Nematoda, Chromadorea, Rhabditida, Trichostrongylidae.